UGCGCCGUCAUUCAGUCGCCGAUCGUACGCCGCCGGACGAGCCGCGCCGCCACCGCCGCCCGGAAGGAUACGCGUGUGCCGGAGCCGCGCUGACCGCCACCGCUGACGGGCAGCCCCGCGCGCAUCCGCGCCCACCUGCAGCAGCUGCAGCAGCAGCAGUCAGAACCUCCCGCAGGACUGCGUAGUGCCCUGGAGUCCAACAGGGGCACUCCCUCCCGAGGAGGCCGUUCACACUCCUCGCUGCUGGAAGUCCGCGCUUCCGAUCAGCGCCUGCUGCAGCCCGUGCUCCAGCCCCGGGGUCCAGGACGGCGGCGGCCUUGACGACGAGCAGUAGCGCCCGUCGCGGGGGAUGUGGAGCGAGGAUGGGCAAUGGAGCGGCGCGCUGCAGCAGCAGGACGACGCCCUGCGGGUGAGGCUGCGCCAGGCUGCGGGGCUCGCGUGCGACUGGUGACGUGACGCGCCUGACGGGCCGCGGCGGGCAGUGCGUGCGCGGGGGCCAGUGAGCCCGCGGCCAGCGGACACCGGCGGCCACCAUGGCGAACCUCUGCGUCGGCAAGGCGGUCAUGGUGUUCUGCAACGCACUAUUUUUGGCGUCGGGGCUGGGCGCCGUGGUGCUGGGCGCGCUGCUGCUGUCGGACGCGCCGCGCGUGCUCCUGUCGCGCCUCAUCCUGGCGGCGAGUGCGUCCGGGACGGGGCUGGCGCUCACGCCGCCGCAGCCCUUGCUGUACUACGUGUCGCUGGCCGCCAUGGGGCUGGGGCUGGUGGUGUGCGCCGUGGCCGUGCUGGGCUGCUGGGCCUCCUGCCUGCGCUCCUACUGCAUCCUGGGCACGUACCUGUUCCUGCUCACGCUGCUGCUGCUUGGGGAGAUGGCCGUGGGCGCGCUCGCCGUGCUCGGCCCCCAGUUCCUCGGGCUGGCCGUGGAACACCCAAGGCUGACGGACGCUCUGCAGCGCGGCUACGGCGUGCCGGGCAAGGAGCAGUUCACCGCCGCCUUCGACCUGGCCCAGGUCUCGCUCAGGUGCUGCGGAGUGACCGGCGGCGCGGACUACCACUCGUCCUGGUGGCACCUCCGCGAGCUCGGGCAGCGCGACCUGCUCGUGCCACUGUCCUGCUGCCAGCUGGACAACGCCCGCGACUCGGACAGCUUCCUGGACCCGCGGCCCUCCAACCUCACCCUCUGCCAGUCGCUGCAGCAGGACACCAUCCGGCCACAGCGCCACAUGGAGGGCUGCGGCGCCAAGCUGGGCCGGUGGCUGAGCGAGCAGCUGCAGGUGCUGGCGGCCGCGGGCGCUGCGCUGGUCCUCGUACAGCUACUCGCCCUCCUCGCCGCCAUCCUGGUCUGCGUGCAGCUGCCCCGCUGCCGGCAGAAGCGUCAGGAGGAGCGGCUGCAGCUGCAGGAGCAGCAGGAGAUGCAGCUGCGCCUCACGCCCCGCAGCGAGAACGGCUUCCUGGACUUUGACCACACCGCGGACAAGUACGCCAACGGGGGAGACACGCCGCCAGGCGACAACAACAACACCCUGCUCGGCCGCCUGGGCUCCGGCCUGGGGCCGCCCGCCUACAAGCACCAGGGCCACCAGGGCUACGGCCCGCCGCCGCGGUCGUCCGGUCUCAUUGAUAUGGUGGACGCCUCCGUCUACCACCUGCCACUGCCAACCGAGAUAACCCCCAUGGUGUCCCCCGGUGGCAACCUUGGCCCCCUCCACAUGGGGAUGGGGUCACCAGUGGUGUCGCAGGGCAAGUACAUCACCACCGAGGAGGUCGUCUACCACCAGACCGACAGCGGGGCCGUCAAGUACAGUCUGCCGCCCCGCAGGGGUCACCCGGAAUCAGGCAUGCCGCCCAAGCCUCCGCCCAAGCCCCUGAUCGUGCCGUACGACCUGUGCAACUGCGACCUCCAGAAGUUCUACCAGACGGGCUUCCACGACGGCCACGCCCAGCGCCUCUCCACCGCCCUGGAGCCCAGCCCGUACCAGUACGUCGAGGAGCUGAGGGCCAGUCCUUAUCAGCAGGCUCUGGCCUACCACACCAAGCGGAGCAGCACGAGGCCGAGACGCGACGCCCCCGCCCCCGCACCUGCAGCUGGCGACCGGGGCAGCAGGGCGGGGUACGGUGAAGCCCGCCACAACGACCAAGCGGCCCCGCAAGCAGCCCAGCUGCAGACCGGUGCGGGGGGCGCGCCAGCUGCGGCAGCGACGGCAGCCGCGCCCUCGCCCGUGUCCAGCCCCGCGGCCAACAGGGGCACGCAGCGGAGCCGGAGGAAGCAAGGAGAGCGAGAGAGACAGCUGCUGCAAGAGGCGGCGUGAAGAUGGCCCCCGGCGGCUGCCAAAGAGGUGAUUCUGAGAGAGGCUCCGACCAACCCGGGGCCCAGCAGGAGCAGCCGCAGCAGCCGCCGGGGCCCGGCACCGGCGCCGCCCCCCAGGCCUGCCCGCCGGCCCGCGCCGCAGCCCCCGCCGCCCCGGCCCGCGCCCCCGAGGCCACCGCUGCCGUCCCAGACGCAGGGCCGCGGGGAGCACAGCCGCAACCGCAGCUUCGGCGAGGAACUGGUGACGGACCACUUGUUGUUCCCGGACGGCGAGGACCCCUCCAGACUUGGCGGCCGCGUCAUCAUCCCGUCCAUGGUGACGCUGGGCGACGCCAGCCUGCGCGCGAGGACGCCGUUCGGGGGCCGCAUGGUGGAGAGCUACGGCCGGAGGAACCUGCACGCCAACCUGGACGGUGGCACGGGCACGGCCAAGCGCAACAGGAAUCCGCUGUCGCAGGGCUUCUAUGUCGGGGAGGUGCACUACAGCGCGCCCAGGAAGCGCACCCGCACCUUGUACCAGCGGCGGCCUUCCGGCCCCAGCCGGCACGCCCCCACCCCCGCCAGCGCGGCCCGCCCCCGGGAGCAGGGGGCGGACGACCUGCAGGAGGACUCCACGGCAAGGGGGUCCCCGACGGAGCAGCAGCAGCAGGAGGGGGAGAGGACGAAGUGGACGAACCAGAGCAUCAUGUGGUGACGUGGUGUGACGCGUAGGGCAACAGUGCGUGAGAUACAAGUGUGGAAGUGUGAGUGCACAGUAGAAAGCUUGGAGAUUUGAUGAAUGCAGCCUCUCUACAGAAAAUUGGAAGGUUUAAGUGCCAUGGAUUUAAGUAGCUAUCGCAUUGAUGUUUCCUUUAACGAACUCAUACAUUUGAUUUUGAAGGAUUAUCAAUUACGAUUGCUUAUCUAUGUUGACAUUUUACGGAUGGGGGUUCACGACCUAUUCCAGAUUAGCCAAAGUAACUUUUUUUUUUCAUCUUGGAAAAUUUUCUUUGAAGAGAAAUUUAAUUUUUUUACCUCUCUAGCCAUUUAAGGGUAUUCAUCAGUAAAUAUAUUGAGAGGUGAAAGUACAAAUUCAGCUCAUAGUUUUCUUUAAUACUUAAUGUUCAAACCCCCUCUUUUUCUUGUUGUGAAAGUGACGAAUUAUUACACUGCCUUGUUGAAUAAGAUACAUGUACACAUGUUUUUGAUCUCCAUUUAUUAAGAAAAGGAAAGCACAUUUAGUAUCUAAGUCUAGACUAGUCGCAUAGAAUCUAAUAAUUACAAGUAUAAUAAAAGGCGCAGUGAAAAGUACAACAAUAAAGAGGGAAAAAAAUGGCAAAGUCCA
This is a messenger RNA of Frankliniella occidentalis (western flower thrips), 3629 nucleotides long. RefSeq lists its product as uncharacterized. The record is from RefSeq and is a predicted model, not a curated record. NCBI's taxonomy places the organism in Eukaryota, Metazoa, Arthropoda, Insecta, Thysanoptera, Thripidae. Bases 534 to 2306 code for a protein of 590 amino acids. Gene Ontology annotation, cellular component: membrane. The transcript is spliced from 11 exons.